AUGUCCUGCCUAGGGGAACUGCCUGCCCUGGCAGAUGAGGAACUGCUUGACUUCCUCUUGAAGGAUGAUGCUCCCUGCCCUGAAGUCCCAGGGGAGGAGAACGGUCUGCUGGGAGACUGGGGCCUGCCAGCACCUGAGCUCCUGGACAAAGAGAUGGAUGACUUCAUCGGCUCCCUGCUGAGCCCCUUUGAAGAUGAACCAGGCACGCUACAGGGUUAUUCACCUGCUGAGUGUGACAGCGGCAUUUCUGAGGAUCAGCAUCUGCCCCAUAGCCCCAGCAGCAACUUUGCUGGCAGCCCUCGGAGCUCAGACGUUGUGCAGGUUGAUCACAGCUAUUCCCUCCAUCAGGAUUGGCCAGUGCUGGAAAGCGUGAGGUCUGAAACAGCAGAAGGAGACGUUUCCAUUGACCUUGGGACAUGGACAGAUUUGGAAGGCACAAGCAAGGCGCUCGAACAGAGCCCCAGUUUCCCCGUGGCUGUUGCUGUGGAUCCCGGACCCCAGCUUGUGCCUGGAACCAUCAUGCAGUCUGACUUCCCAGAGCUGGUCCUGACAGAGGAGGAGAGGCAACUCCUGGAGAAAGAAGGUGUUUCAUUACCAACCUGUCUGCCACUGACCAAAGCUGAAGAGCGGCUUCUGAAGAAAGUGCGUCGGAAGAUCCGGAACAAGCAGUCAGCUCAAGACAGUCGUCGCAGGAAGAAGAUCUACGUGACUGACCUGGAAAAGAGGGUGGCAGUCUGCACAGCUCAGAACCAUGAGCUGGAGAAGAAGGUGGAGCUGCUGCAGAAGCAGAACAUGUCGCUGCUUGAGCAGUUGCGGAAACUGCAGGCCUUGGUGAGACAGUCCACCACCAAAACUACCACAGCAAAAACCUGCAUCAUGGUUGUGAUUCUGUCCUUCUGCCUCAUUCUUUCCCCCCGCAUCUGCUUGUUUGGGAGCAGAGAGCCACAGCUGGAGCUCAGAGUGCUGUCACGGCAGAUCCGCGAGUUCCCGAACCAGGUAGCACCUGUUGUCCAGGAGGAUGCUGUGCUGGAGAGCUUCAGCCCAGAGCCUGAGGACCCCUCGCUGUUGGGCAGCCUCAAUCAGUCAUGGGAAGAGGGACAGAGUCUACCCAGCCCCGAUCCCAGAUCUUCUUUCAACAGCAACUCAUCCUCCGAUCCUCCUCUGGGGGCGGUGGGUUCUGAGCUGGGCCCUCCCCAGUCUCUGGAGCUGCACUCCCAGAGCGACCUUUUGCAGGCAGCAGUGGCAUGGAAAGCCAAGAGGCAGGAGUGGGUGGAACGCACUGCCACAGUUGUGGUCCAGCAGCACCGUGCGGAUGAGAUGUGA
Pterocles gutturalis (yellow-throated sandgrouse) is the source of this 1323-nucleotide messenger RNA. RefSeq names its product cyclic AMP-responsive element-binding protein 3-like. The record is from RefSeq and is a predicted model, not a curated record. Gene Ontology annotation, molecular function: RNA polymerase II cis-regulatory region sequence-specific DNA binding; DNA-binding transcription factor activity, RNA polymerase II-specific. Lineage: Eukaryota; Metazoa; Chordata; Aves; Pterocliformes; Pteroclidae. Gene Ontology annotation, cellular component: nucleus. The transcript has 9 exons. The annotation marks the transcript as partial. Gene Ontology annotation, biological process: regulation of transcription by RNA polymerase II.